This is a messenger RNA of Sorghum bicolor (sorghum), 1431 nucleotides long. RefSeq lists its product as uncharacterized. The record is from RefSeq and is a predicted model, not a curated record. Bases 380 to 1147 code for a protein of 255 amino acids. Lineage: Eukaryota; Viridiplantae; Streptophyta; Magnoliopsida; Poales; Poaceae. The transcript has 2 exons.
GGGACAAGGUAUCGCGCCAUUCCCCCAUCGGAGUUGCCCCCCAAACUCCACCUGCAAAAUUACCCCUCCGUCAAGUGAUUCCUACUCCCCCGACCUGCACUACUGCUCACGACGACCAUCUCCCUCCAUGCGCGCGCAAAAAAAAAAAAGGUGCGUGUGCGUGUGUGUAUAUAUUCAUCUGGCCAUCAACGCGAUCUUCCAUGUCCUCAUCAACACAAUAAAACUACUGUCCCGUGCAUACUCCUCUCCCAGACUUUCCUUGGAUUUGUUAUUAAUCUUCCCGUUCGAUCGUCCAUCAUCAGCUAGCCAGCCCAAUCGUUGUCGCCUGAGCUAGCUCUGAAUCGGGAGGCAGAAGAGAAGCCAGAAGCGGGUGAUCGCCAUGGCUUCCAGCGAGCGCGUGUACGAGGACUUCGUGCCUCCGCACCAAAUGGAACGCGAGCCGGCAACCCACACCCUCACCGUCAACCUCUCCGCCCAAGGGUACAAGAAGGAGCACAUCAGGGUGCAGAUGGUCCACAGCCACCGGCGGCUGAUCGUGCGCGGGGAGCGCCCCGUCGACGACGGCAACCGGUGGAGCCGCUUCCGCCUCGAGCUCCGCGUCCCCGACGGGUGCGACGCCAAGGCCAUCCACGCCAAGUUCGACAACGGCGUCGUCCGCGUCACCAUGCCUGGCGUCCAGCCGGAACCCGUCCCGGUCGUCGCCAGCACCGCCCAGCAGCAGCAGCAGCAGCAGCAGGAGUCGCCGUCGCCGUUGCCGUUGCCGUCCCCGUUGCCGAAGCAGGCUAGUACGGCCGCCGUGGCUGGCGACGGUGUGCAGGACCGGAAAGGCGCAGCGGAGCAAGACGGUGGUGACCGUGAUCGUGCCGCGCGAGGACACGAGUUGGACAAGCGCGAGACGCCGCGGAAGCAAGAAGCGAGGCAGCGCGUGCUGAGCUCGUCGGCGAAAGACGCCGCCGGCGGCGGCAGUAGCGGUAGCAGCGACGACGACACCGUCGGUGGGGUAGGGGAGGUGACGGCGGCCGCUUCUCUGUCAUCACGCCAAGGCUACGGCUUCCUCCAUAACCGGAAGAUGACCACCACCGUGCUCGGCGUGGUGCUGGUCCUCAUCAGCUUCGGCAUCUAUGUCAAGUACAGCCUCUGGCCAUAAAUUAACCGUGCUGGCGUGUGCAUAUAUGUAUGGUACGGGAUAUGGUAUGAUUCCUGGCCGUAGCGACGAAUGCUGCGCGCGUAUGUAUCGAAGAAUCUGCCAAUCACAUGAAUGGCCGACUGAAGAAGGGAUGCGUGUGUCUUUAAUUUAAUUUAUUUCUCAAAUAUUGAGUGAAGAAAAGGAUUUCUUUGAUGUUGCCCCUGGAAAUGAAAAAAUGAUGACACAUACAGCUACAUGGUAAAGGCUUACUCCUACGAAUGCUGCAAGAGAAUACGAAUUUCACU